AAAAGUCACAUUUCUAGAAGCUCCUGCAAAAUAAUUCACAUUUCUUUACAAAAAUUCGUGAAAUUAUUUAAAUUAAUCUCAACAAUUUACAAUAAAUAAAUACCUAAACAAUGGAUGAUGAAGCUGAAACAUAUAAACUAUGGCGUAUUCGCAAAACAAUAAUGCAACUUAGCCACGACCGUGGCUAUUUAGUCACACAAGAUGAACUCGAUCAAACGCUGGAACAAUUUAAAGAAAUCUUUGGCGACAAACCGAGUGAAAAACGUCCAGCUCGUGGUGACUUGGUUGUUCUAGUUGCCCACAAUGACGAUCCCACCGACCAAAUGUUUGUCUUCUUCCCCGAAGAACCCAAAAUCGGCAUCAAAACCAUCAAAACUUACUGCACUCGAAUGCAGGAGGAAAACAUUCAUCGUGCUGUUGUUGUUGUUCAGGGAGGAAUGACUCCGUCGGCCAAACAAUCGUUGGUUGACAUGGCACCGAAAUAUAUUUUGGAACAAUUUCUAGAAUCGGAAUUGUUGAUUAAUAUUACCGAACACGAAUUGGUGCCGGAACAUGUUGUAAUGACGCCGGAAGAGAAGCAAGAAUUGUUGCAACGUUACAAAUUGAAGGAGAACAUGUUGAUGAGAAUUCAGGCGGGUGAUCCGGUGGCAAGGUAUUUUGGGCUGAAACGAGGACAAGUCGUGAAGAUUAUUCGGUCUUCGGAGACAGCUGGACGUUAUAUUUCUUAUCGGUUGGUUUGUUAGAGAAGACAA
Messenger RNA from Episyrphus balteatus (marmalade hoverfly), 752 nucleotides. RefSeq names its product DNA-directed RNA polymerases I, II, and III subunit RPABC1 (gene Rpb5). The transcript has a single exon. Gene Ontology annotation, molecular function: DNA binding; DNA-directed RNA polymerase activity. Bases 111 to 743 code for a protein of 210 amino acids. The record is from RefSeq and is a predicted model, not a curated record. Gene Ontology annotation, biological process: DNA-templated transcription. Lineage: Eukaryota; Metazoa; Arthropoda; Insecta; Diptera; Syrphidae. Gene Ontology annotation, cellular component: RNA polymerase II, core complex; RNA polymerase III complex; RNA polymerase I complex.